CCCAACCUUGCGGAAGCCUCAGCGAUGCCUCUCUACGUAGCGGUCUCGCCGACGUUUGCCACGCAGGGGGGGGGGGUCGCUGGAUGAGCUGGUGAACUCGACGUUCUAUGCUGAGUCCAUGAUCAAAGACACUGGAACGGGCGUCACCAAGCACGCGACGACCCUUGGCCGCUUCGAAAAGGUCUUCGUCUUCAUGGUAGACCCCAAUUCUUUGCCCGGAGCGUCGCUCUACAGUUUCUUCAUUGCAUGUGCAGCCUUCACCAGUUGCUUCAUCCUAUUCCUACAAACGCUGGCCGGUCCGAACCACCAUAAUUUUGAGCCUGAGUACCCGAAACUUCCCAACGUGAGCGGCUACUAUGACGCAGACUUGGUCUUUACAAUCAUUUUCGCCCCGGAACUACUCGUUCGCCUCGUCAUUUGGCCAUCUAUGUGGCGCGAACAUGAAUACCUCACCGAGCGACGUCUGAAGCCAUUUCUGCGCGACUUUUUUCAACUGGCUCGAUGUCGCUGCCAUCGUCCCAUUCUACACCGACCUCAUCUUCGUACUCCGACGAAAGGCAACGUGGCAAGCCGCUGCUUCGCUGUCAUGAUUAUCAUGUCUGGUACGCUCUUCUUGUCCAUGCCUCUCGCUAUUAUCGAAACAGGGUUCGAUAGCGCUUGGAAGCAGCACGCAGAGAGUGUCAAGAAGCUCCAGCAACUUCAAGCAGGGUGCCUGUGGCAAGGGACUAUAAUGUCGUGGCUGCUUUCGCUGGCGAGAUGA
This is a messenger RNA of Phytophthora infestans T30-4, 760 nucleotides long. RefSeq lists its product as uncharacterized. The transcript has a single exon. The record is from RefSeq and is a predicted model, not a curated record. The coding region runs from base 119 to 760 and encodes 213 amino acids. NCBI's taxonomy places the organism in Eukaryota, Oomycota, Peronosporomycetes, Peronosporales, Peronosporaceae.